GGGUCACGUCACAAUUGACCUUCGCCAACUUUUUCUCUGGGCAUGAGAUAUCAUACCUCUCGGGAAGCAUUGUGACCCCUAUUUCCCUCCUUAGUCAGUCCAAUUCGACCUUGGCGAAAGGGAAGUUUCACCACAAUGGCACCGAUAAACUGUAGUCCGUUAACCGGCACUGCCCGGAGAAGUGCUGCACGUUUUCUCCAACCGCAGUCCGCCUGCAGAGCUCAACCCAUCAUCGCACCACGGCCACGGGCGCAGCCACGCCGACCAGUCUCCUCAACCUCAAGACGAGCUUACAAACAACCAGCAGACAACCCUGAUUUCCACUCUAUCCUCGAUAAUCCACCCGAGCUGGUCCGAUCCGGCCGCAAACAUGGUCCCGGGCUUAUUAUCCUAGCCAUCAUACCUCUCACAGCCUUCGGCCUCGGCACCUGGCAGGUCUACCGCCUGCAAUGGAAGACGGACCUGCUGGCCAAGUGCGAGGACCGCCUGGUGCGGCCGCCGCUCCCGCUCCCGCCUCGCGUCGAUCCGGCCGCCGUCGAAGACUUUGACUACCGCCGCGUGUACGUUACCGGCCACUUCCGCCACGACCAGGAGAUGCUCAUCGGCCCGCGCAUGAGGGACGGCGAGCAGGGCUACAUGGUCGUGACGCCGCUCCAACCCAUCACCGCCGAGCAGUCCGAGGCGCCUACGGCCAGUGGUGGCGACGGCACCAGCACCGGGUCUUCGUUGUGGCAGCGCGUGUCUGGCUUCUUCUGGGGGAGUUCUGAUAACGGUGGCAAGGAUACCGCGAUCUCGGCGCCACAGGUCGCGGAACCGCCGCCACCAGCAGUACUUGUGAACCGCGGCUGGGUCAGCAAAAAGUUGGGAGACCAGAAAGACCGUCCAGAGAGUCUGCCCGAGGGCCCUGUUACCGUCGAGGGCAUGAUACGAAAGCCAUGGAAAAAGAACAUGUUUACGCCAGACAAUAGGCCCGACAUUGGAGAAUUCUACUUUCCCGACGUUGAGCAAAUGGCUAGUCUCACAGGCAGCCAACCUAUUUGGAUUGAGUCUACGAUGGAGCCGGGGUUAUUAGAGGUUCUUGAAAUGCAACGCAAGGGCAUUCCGAUUGGCAGGGCAGCCGAGGUUAACCUCAGGAAUAAUCAUGCCCAGUACAUUUUUACUUGGUAUGCGCUGGCCGCCGCGACGUCGAUCAUGUUCUAUUUGGUGGUCAAGAAGCCGUCAAAGGAUGUGACCCGCCGUGUUCGGAAGAACUACAGCUGGUAGUGUUACGCUUGCUACUCAAGCGUGCUUGGCAUCUACGCUAACCUUUUUGGUUGGCGCAUCGAUGUGGGUGAGAAGUUCUGCGAUGGAUUCGCACAAGUGUUUGUGAUAUUGAAUCCCGUCCAAUCAAAACCUAUCCCAGUUCACGUCUCAUCAAGAGACGUGGCAUGUCCAGUGGCUUUACGGCGCUUCUUGAGAGGUGCCCGAGCCGGCAUCCGCAGCACUUGCAGCAGUUCCCUUGGGAGAUGUCUUUGAGCAAGCGAGAAGAGUGUAGCCUGCGAAUCGAUCUGCCUCUGCCUGUAGUUGUUUGGGAGCGAUAGCGUCAGUCAUUUGGGCUUGUAGUAGGAAACCAGGAAUAUACACCUGGCAUUAUAUAUGUAACACCAUCUCGUUCAUAUGGGAAACAAGCUGUAUAGAUACCCCAUAGAUUGUAACAAUUAAAAAAGGGCAUACCUUUUCAUCAAUGUG
Messenger RNA from Pyricularia oryzae 70-15, 1728 nucleotides. Its product is annotated as COX1 assembly protein. The record is from RefSeq and is a predicted model, not a curated record. Gene Ontology annotation, cellular component: mitochondrion; membrane. Lineage: Eukaryota; Fungi; Ascomycota; Sordariomycetes; Magnaporthales; Pyriculariaceae. The coding region runs from base 136 to 1263 and encodes 375 amino acids. The transcript has 4 exons. Gene Ontology annotation, biological process: mitochondrial respiratory chain complex IV assembly.